AUGUUGUUGGAAUUGGCCUGGCUGGUGCUCCUCGCACUGCGUGGAUGUCGAGUGGCUGCCACUCGAAAUUUGAUUUCGUUAAGCGAAGAUACAUGGACUGACAUACUGCAUGGUGAAUGGAUGGUUGAAUUCCAUGCUCCGUGGUGCCCAGCCUGCAAAGACUUACAGAAAGCAUGGCACUCAUUCGCCGAUUGGAGCCGUGAUCUCAAUAUCAAUGUUGCUGAAGUUGAUGUUACUCGGAAUCCAGGAUUGUCUGGUCGUUUUCUUGUUACUGCACUUCCCACCAUCUACCAUGUCAAGGAUGGCGUGUUUCGUCAAUAUUCAGGACCUCGCGAUAAAAACGAUUUUAUCAGCUACAUCGAAGAAAGGAAAUGGACAUUUUAUGAUCCAGUUCCGAGCUACAAGCAUCCCAAUUCACCCCAGAUGACGGUGGUGGCAUGGUUCUUUAAGCUGUCGAUGUUUGUGCGUGAUAAACAUAAUUAUUUCGUUGAAGAAGGUGUGUUCUUUUGUUUUUGCCAUAAUUUGUUAACGCGGAUGCGUUGGCGUCAAAUAUUUUCACAUUCGAAGCUCGGUGUCGUUGGAGGUUCCUUACGUCCAGCCCCUGGUCCACAUAACAGCCCACAGAAUUCGAACAUCGCGAUGGUCGCACACAGAAUCGUUUUGGUUAUUUUAUGCGAGUAG
This is a messenger RNA of Gongylonema pulchrum, 681 nucleotides long. The record is from the annotation of a GenBank genome assembly. NCBI's taxonomy places the organism in Eukaryota, Metazoa, Nematoda, Chromadorea, Rhabditida, Gongylonematidae.